Messenger RNA from Cheilinus undulatus (humphead wrasse), 5161 nucleotides. Its product is annotated as heterogeneous nuclear ribonucleoprotein L-like. Gene Ontology annotation, molecular function: mRNA binding. Bases 71 to 1732 code for a protein of 553 amino acids. The record is from RefSeq and is a predicted model, not a curated record. NCBI's taxonomy places the organism in Eukaryota, Metazoa, Chordata, Actinopteri, Labriformes, Labridae. Gene Ontology annotation, biological process: mRNA processing; regulation of RNA splicing. The transcript is spliced from 15 exons. Gene Ontology annotation, cellular component: nucleus.
UAAAGAGACAGAGACGGAGUGUGACAAGGACAGGCGAAGAAGAAGACACAGGUUCACCGCAGCCGCGAGCAUGUCGACGGUAGAAGGAGCCAGGCAGCGGGAGGAAGGGGACUACGGAAGGGCGGCAAAGCGGCUGAAAACAGAGGAAAGGGAGACGGAGGAGAGAGAGGAGGGGGAGGAGGAGCUGGAGGAGGGGGAGGACUCGGACACGGGCUCGCUGACCGGUAACGGAGAGUCAGCUGUAGACAACCGGGCCCGGUGGAGUGCCAACCAGUACGGAGCAGGACGGAGGGAUAACGGUGAGGACUCCCAUCGCAUCUCUCCAAGUCCCGUAGUCCACGUCAGGGGUCUGUGUGAGGCCGUGGUAGAAGCUGAUCUGAUAGAUGCCCUGGAGAAGUUUGGACCCAUAUGUUAUGUGAUGAUGAUGCCGUUCAAGCGUCAGGCUUUAGUAGAGUUCUCUGCAGUGGAAAGUGCUGACCGCUGUGUGUCCUGUGGAGCCAAGGAGCCCGUAUACAUUGCAGGCCAACAGGCAUACUUCAAUUACUCCACAUCCAAAAGAAUCACCAGGCCGACCAACGCUGAUAACCCCAACAGUGGAAACAAAGUCCUUCUGCUGUCCAUACAGAAUCCACUGUACCCUAUAACCACGGAUGUUUUGUACACAGUGUGUAACCCUAUCGGCAGUGUGCUGAGGAUCGUCAUCUUUAAACGAAAUGGAAUCCAGGCCAUGGUGGAAUUUGAGUCCAUUCAGUGUGCUCAGAAGGCCAAAGCUGCUCUGAACGGAGCUGACAUCUACGCUGGCUGCUGUACACUCAAGAUUGAAUAUGCAAGGCCUACACGCCUGAAUGUGAUUAAGAAUGACAACGAGAGCUGGGACUACACUAAACCAUACCUGGUCAGACGAGAUCGAGGAAAGGGCAGGCAGAGACAGGCCAUUUUAGGAGAACACCCGUCAUCCUACAGUGAUAACGGCUAUGGUCCACCCUGCCCUCUACUGCCUCUGCCCGGCAACAGCAGGUACAAGCUCACCUCAGUGGAUGUUCCAGACAUGGUGUCCUACCCUCUGCCCCAGUCAUCCUCCUCCUACUCUGGCCAUGCCCCCAGUUCUGUUGCCAUGGUGAGCGGCCUGCAUCCGUCCAAGAUGAACUGCACGCGUAUCUUCAACCUCUUCUGUCUUUACGGCAACAUUGAGAAGGUUAAGUUCAUGAAGAGUGUUCCUGGUACUGCACUGGUUGAGAUGGGAGAUGAGUAUGCUGUAGAUAGAGCCAUCACACACCUCAACAGCAUUAAAGUGUUCGGAAAGAGACUCAAUGUUUGUGUAUCAAAGCAGCAUGCAGUGAUCCCCAGUCAGGUGUUUGAGUUGGAGGAUGGCAGCAGCAGCUAUAAAGACUUCGCCAUGACUAGGAACAACCGCUUCAGCAGUGCUGGACAGGCUUCCAAAAACAUCAUCCAGCCUCCCUCUGCAGUGUUACAUUACUACAACGUCCCUCCGUGUGUAUCACAGGACCAUUUACUGAGGCUGUGUACAGAGAAUGAUGUGCCUGGCUUUGUCAAAUUCAAGAUGUUUGAUGCCAAACCCUCUUCUAAGACCAUUUCUGGCCUGUUGGAGUUUGAUAGUAAGACGGAGGCUGUGGAGGUUCUUACUGUUCUUAAUCAUUACCAGAUCAGGAUACCAAAUGGGUCCAAUCCAUACACCCUGAAACUGUGUUUCUCCACCUCAUCUCAUCUAUAAAAGAGGAAGAGCACUGGAAAAUCUGCUGAGCCUGACGACGGCUGACCUCUGAUCUGAGAGGGAGCGAGGGACCAUGAGAGACAGACACAAAGAUGAGUGAAGGUGUAACAAAGAAAAGCAAGUAUGAAAGAACUAGUGAAGGAGAAAGAUAAGAAGAGUUGUUAAAGAAGAAGAAAGGAGGAGAAAGAAGACUGUAUCAGUGUCUCCAAACCGAACAUAACACGCACCCUUCAUCCCACUCUCCAAUCACAACGUACCAGGCUGACAGACUGAAAGCUGAAGAACUGAGACUCUUUGUAAUGUGUUUACAUUUUCAGGGAGAGGGGUCCACUAUUGGUGGAGAUUAUAAUGCGGUGACCUCCCAGAAGUAAUCACUGGGGAACCGGUCUUGAGUCUGGAGACAGAGACUCUGAUGGACUCGUUUUAGUCUCAGCCACCAGUCAAAUCAAAUCAUUAUCUCUGUGCAUGGCACAAAUAGACAAAUCUAAUGUGUUGUUUUGAAUUUACUGUUAAUAUGUGUGAGUUUGAACCCUGGUCAAGGCUUUUGGUCUGUAAGAAGUGGGACCUACAAAGACGAGAGUGUCGCUCCGCUCUUUUAUGAAGCACUUUAGCUGAGAGUGACAUAUCCCAGAUGCCGUCCGGAUCCUUAGUUUGCAUUGGAUAUUUCUGGUUCCUAGAAGGAGACUAAACUUGUUUGCAACCCUCUAACCUAACUGGGUGCUGGCAUAAGGUCACAUUUUUCAGCCAACGCAUCAGUGUGGGAAACUUACAUGAUUUUGAUUUAUAUGUUGAAGUGUACAAAUCCUUUUGUUUGAAAACAAGCAACUGUUUUUAUUUCUCAUCACCACCACCUAUUUUAUCCCAGCCAAAAGAACGAUCAGACUCAGAAGGGCAGGUUGUCAUGACUUUUAAUUUGCACAUUUGUUGCUCUCAGAGGACAGCCUCUCUUUAUUUCAUUAUCUUGCCUUAAGUGCCAACGUAAUACCAAAACAUUCAUUUUGCAUGUAUGUUUUAGGUGGUAGAUUUUUCUUUACAGCUGCACAGUUUUAUUCAUGUAUCUAAAGAGGACAACGAACGCCACUUCAGAGAUUUUUCAGCCCUGCCUAGAACAAGGAUAAGCAAGGUUUCUCAGUUAUAAUGUUAAUCUAAAGGGGCUGCUAACUGGAUAUUUAACUUUGAGGCUUCUUGUUUGACUACAAAAGUACCACAUGUUAUUUGCAGAAUACAUACAUGCAGUGUAGUGACGGUUAUUGAGGGUGAGGUUAAGAUAAAAGGGUAAUCCUUGCACUAAACUUACUGAUAGUUUGAGCAUUUCAUUCAGCACUAUGUUAUUUUUAAAAGGUCUAUCUUCAAGGUCUUUGGACAAACUUUAUUGACUUGAGAAUUUAACUGUUUUAUCUUCUGUUAUUGUCUAUAUAUAGGAAUGCUAUAGUAUAUUAUAAAUAUCCAAUAGUGUAAUGUAACUGGUAAGGUUACUGUGAUUUUAACUUAUUUAGCAUUCCCCUCAGUUUUCAUAAUGAUAAAAUCCAUGCUGGUUCUCUGUCACUUAGUGUGGUUUAAGUAUGUUUCUUUUAUUUAAUUUAAGGUUCAGGUUAUGCUAUGCCUGCGAUGAGAUUUUAAAGGUCACAUAUUUUACCCUUUUAAGACAAGUUUAUAUCGAUCUCAGAGGUCCCCCAAAAUAUGCCUGUGAAGUCUGUUGCUGAAAAACCACUCCAGUAUUGGAUUUUUAAAAUGAUUUUUGCGUAAUAUGUGACCUUUAAGAUUUGUCCAAAUUUUCAGAACGGUCAGCAGAAUAUCAAAAACACAGCCUCUCAACAUGAUGCCAACAGAUUUGUGUCACUUUAGCGUUUCACUGAUAAAAAAUAUGGAGCUGCUGAGUAACCAGCCGAUGUUCCAGUCCACACAGGCACGCUCAAACUUCAUUUUUAAAGACAGGUGCAUUAGGAGAUAUAUUGCAGUAGUUUAAAACAACAACAGCGGUUCAUGUGGGGGCGUAGAGGUUUCCUCUGCAUCAUUCUGCUCUUUGCUAAUUCCAGGUUUUCACUUUGUAUGGCUGACCAGCUGCAACCUGUCUGCAUGAUUCUUCCCCCAGUCAGUGGACAUCAUUAUUUGUUGUUGAUGGAAUAGAAAUAUACCAUUUGCUGAAUCAGAUUACUUCCUGUCAUUACUGUUAAGAUACUGCUUGUUGAUUUGUUUAGAUCAAAAACAGAGCCAUCUAUCCGUGACAAGUCAAGCACCUGAAUAUGAGCUUGGGCUCAGCAUGAUUUAAUGGCGUCUGUCUGUGAAAACAGUCAGUGUGCCAGAAGCUUUGGCUAAACAGGUGGAUCUGACUCAUCAGCUUUGCAGCAUUGCUUUUAGAUCUUGUAAGGUGGAUUUUUUUAUCCUAGCUUCCUUGAUAUCAUGUUAUUUUUUUCACAGUUUGGACGGUACAUGAUGAGGGAAGCAGUGAGCUUUGUUUGCACAUUUACUGCAAAUUAAGUAUAGAUAUGAGACAGUUUUAAACUAAAUCUAUGAUAGAAUGCACAUAUACUCUCUGACUAGUAUGUCAACAGAAGAACGAGGAGGUAGAACAGAUACAUUUUUGGUCCUUUAAUAAAGUCGAUGUCAUUUCUGCCCGAGAAUUUUAUUUAAAUAUAAAUAAAUACCUAUUUGCACUGCGCAUGAAAACCACUGAAAUUGCAUUCUCCUUGAGGACAUUUUGGUUUGUCAUAUAAAAAACAUAUUCAUUUUUUUCCUACAAUAUACAGCUCUUGUACUUAUUACUCCUAUGGGACUUUUUUGUGACUUUGCAGAAAAAAAAAAAAGUAUGACUAGAUACCUUAACAGAAGCUUAACAGGCUUCUUUAAGGUCAUUGCUUUAGUGAAGUGCAGUGACUUGCAUAUUGUCUCUGUUUAAUGUAUUUCAUGUAGGAUUUACAUGUUUUUGCCUUUUUGUUUUUAUUCCAGGAUUCAUCACACUUGUGAAUUAAGGCAUGCCUUUUUGUAAAUAAUCUGUUAAUAUAGGAUGUGAAGUGUUUGGACUAAUGAAUCUCAUGUAGUGAAGUUAAAUUAAUGCUUACCUUGAUGUUGUUUUGUACAUCUCUUACAUCGCUGGAAUCGUAUUGUAUUUCUAAAAAAGGUUUAAGUUUUAUUUAUUGUUUUUUUAAAGUUUUUUUUUUUUUUUUGAGAAUCAAUCAGGUUGAUAAAUGAGCUCUGAUGUAAUUCUGAAGCUGACAUGAGUUUUCUAUUUGUAGGACUGGUUACUGUAUGAUAAAGAUUUAUGAAUAUCCUAUGAUUUAAGAUUGUUAAGAUUUAAUGUUGUUAAUAGUAAUCAAUGAGAGAACAUACAAAGAAGUAUAUUGUCCAUUCAUUUAAGAAUCUUUGUGGUUGUAACUUAAAUGUACAUGUUCAAAUGAAUAAAUUCAGGUUUGGGGCUGUAAAGGCAGCUAC